UUUACAGCUGGGCCGAGGGCUCCACCAAGCUGAGGUUCAACGUUGAACUCUGCGAGGUAGGGUCCUGUGGAAGAACUGGGCUGACAGCGAUGUGGGUCAGGACGACACUAACGAUUAAAAGAUGGACUGAGGAAAAGUCUGGCCGCAAAAUUGAGAGAACCGAGAAAACUGAUAUAACCAGGUUGCCCAGCUGGAGAAGAGGAUACCCGGCUAGUGUGGACUCCAGCAGUAAUCUAUCUUCCUUUUCUGAAGGUGAGAACAAGGAGACAGACAGACGUUGCUGGAAACACCAGCAGUGUCCUGGGCAUAUCAUCCACCCCUUCUCGGACUGUGGCCAUCACAACCGAUGUAUGCAUGCUGUCAGCCACUGCAACUGUGAAUAUAGGUGUAGAAGCCACAGGCCCAUCUCUGUGGCAAUAAUUCACCACCCCACCCACCAUAUGUAUAUGCCAGAUGACCUAAAUGAAGAUGAGGAUUUGGAAGAGAACCGGCUUUCCAUCACAAAUCAUUUAAGUCCCAGUGCCAGACCCACUGAGCCAAACACAGGGUCAGCCACAGGGGUUCCUGACCUCUCAGCACCCAUCACCAUCUGGCGUUCUGAAAGUCCCAUGGACAAGUGCCAGGAAGGCAAGGCCAUUAAGAAUAUAAAGAAGAAAAAGGAGAAAGAGAAAGACGAGGAGGAGGAGAUGGUAGAUGAAAAGGCAAACUUGAAGAAAAAAGCCAAGGGCAAGUCAAUUAAGAAGAAAUGCCCAGUGAAGUCAGAGUCUUCCCCUGCAGACUUGAGCCAAUCAGUAAGCCCAAGAGAACCAGUGAGGACACCAGAGUCCAGCCCAGAAAGCCGGGAAGGGCUGGAGAGCGAGGACAGUUAUGAACGGGGUAAAGAAAAGCCCUCCAGUGAAGAUAUUGUAGAGUCAUCAUCGCCCAAAAAGAAAGAGAAGUGCUCUGCCCAGGUCAAAAAGAAUGGGACAAAGAACUUACAGACCCGGAAAACUAGCAAGAGAAAAUCUCCCCCACUGUCCAACCCCAAUCUCAGCUGAGGCUAGGGCAUCCAGAGUGAAUAAAUCAAGCCUGUAACUGACCCCUAUUGCUAUUCUCUCUCCCUCCAACAGGGCCUCUUCUUGUGGGAGGUGGCUGGCUCUGGGCCUACUAGAGCCAAGGGGUCAGGGGCUGCAGGGAUUCUCUAAGGCAAUCCUGCUUUCAAGGAGGAAGUAUAUGUCUAUGGGAAGUUAAGUAGGAGGGAGACCAGGUGGGAGAGUCCAUCUGGGGA
Molecule: messenger RNA, 1267 nt
Organism: Apodemus sylvaticus (European woodmouse)
Lineage: Eukaryota; Metazoa; Chordata; Mammalia; Rodentia; Muridae
Gene: Proca1
Product: protein interacting with cyclin A1
Exons: 4
Coding region: 90-1037 (315 amino acids)
Biological process (GO): phospholipid metabolic process; arachidonate secretion
Molecular function (GO): A2-type glycerophospholipase activity
Source: RefSeq, a predicted model, not a curated record